Messenger RNA from Amoebophrya sp. A120, 270 nucleotides. The record is from the annotation of a GenBank genome assembly. Lineage: Eukaryota; Dinophyceae; Syndiniales; Amoebophryaceae.
CACGAGGCAGCAAGGAUUUUGCUUCCCGGAAGGAACGAGUACAAACACCAGUUGUUGCAGCGGUAUCUGGAAGCUAGGGGUGGUGGUCGUGCGGGGGGCGGUGCUAGUACGAGAGUCCCCCAAGGAUCUACACCGAGAAGUACAUCAUCGUCCACACCAUCAGAAGUAGAAACUCAUGCGCUGCGUUACCUGGACUCAAUUCGCUUUGUGCCCCGACUUAUACCCUUGCCGCGAAAUAAUGUUGAAGAUCGACGUCCUUUAUCUUUUCAC